Molecule: messenger RNA, 1953 nt
Organism: Caenorhabditis briggsae
Lineage: Eukaryota; Metazoa; Nematoda; Chromadorea; Rhabditida; Rhabditidae
Exons: 9
Coding region: 1-1953 (650 amino acids)
Biological process (GO): polysaccharide biosynthetic process
Cellular component (GO): membrane
Molecular function (GO): acyltransferase activity, transferring groups other than amino-acyl groups
Source: RefSeq, a predicted model, not a curated record
AUGAGACAAGACAUCCAGUGUCUACGAGGUGUUGCUAUUCUUUUCGUUCUCGCUUACCAUCUAUAUCCAUCACUUUUUGUCAAUGGUUUUCUUGGAGUUGAUAUUUUCUUUGUCAUUUCUGGAUACCUUAUGGCCCAAAACUUGACAAAGUCGAAACUAGAAUCCGUCUUCAAUUUUUUCAAGUUCUACUACAGAAGGUUUCGAAGAAUUCUUCCUCUCUAUUAUCUAGUUGUAUUUGUGACUCUUGUUCUGGUUCAUUUGUAUCUCGGGGAUUUUUGGUGGUACACAAACAGAAGAUACUCCCUGGCUUCUUUGUUUUUGGUGACCAAUCAGCUCAUCAUUCAUGACAGUGCAGAUUAUUUCAGAGAGUUCCUUGCCGAUGGUUCUUCUUUGAACGCAUUCAUCCAUUUAUGGUCUCUUGGUGUUGAAAUGCAGUUCUACCUUCUGGUCCCAUUCAUCUUCUUCGGGCUCCAAUUUUUGAAAGACGACUUAUUCAGACUGAUUGCUGUUUCAUUAACUACUCUGAUCGGCUUCAUAGCAUUUGUAUUCAUCAAUCAGCAAUUUGCAUUCAACUUCAUGUUCCUUCGUCUCUGGCAAUUUUCCGCAGGAUUCGUUGCAUUAUUCUGGAAGAAAACAAGCUUCUACAAAUACUCGGAGAAACUGAAACCUGCUAAAAUUGAAAUGGCGAUCCCAAUCGAGAAAGAUGAUCUAGUCACUGUUUCUCUAUCAAUUAUCGCAUUGUGUAUUUUGCCCAACAAGAUUGAAGUUCUUCUGCUAAGACCUUUCGUAACUUUGGCGACAUCGUUUGUAAUUGCCAGUGAAUCCCAGGAAAAUCAGUUCUUGAAAUCAACAACUCUUUCCUACAUUGGCGACAUUUCUUAUGUGAUCUAUCUCGUUCAUUGGCCAAUUAUUGCAAUUUUCCUGACAUCGACACUGAAGUGCUACUUGUUUUGUAUCAUAGUCACCGUCUUGGCUUCCAUUAUGCUACACCACCUUUUCGAAAAACAGUACUUACGCCUUGAUUGGAAAGUGAUGAUCCCGUUGAUUUUCUUUCUGGUUCUGAGCAAUGCAUAUUUGCAAAACAGUGUCAGAGAACACAGUUUCUGGAACAACACUUUCCCAGCUGAAGUUCAAGAGAUCGUUCAGAAAAAUAAGAUAAUGCUCCCAAACGUUUGGGAAACAACAUUUUCCAACAAUCGAAAAGAUCCAAAAGAUCAAUGUGAAGAAAAAGUAUUAGAAAAUCUGGAAGGAAGAGAACAAAUUUUUGGAUAUUGCAAAUACCCUAAAGGACAUGGAAAUUUCUCAAUCAUGAUGAUCGGAAACAGUUAUGUCAUGAAUCUCAAUGAACCAAUCAGAACACAAUUCAACUACAACUAUUCCGAAUAUCGAGCCAUUUCUAUCGGAGAAGGAUACGGAUUUUAUGCCGAUUCACCAGGAUCUCAACGAGCGUUGGAAAUUUUCCAGAAACAAGUUCAGGAACACAAACCGGAUGUUGUCUUUAUAUCAGCCAGAUACUCCCCCACCAUCAGAGCUCCAUUGAAACCAAACGAUGAAUAUCUACAGAAAAUGAAUGAAGGAAUAGAGUUUCUAGAGAAAUACGCGAAGAAAAUCUACAUAUUGGGAUCGCAUCCUUUGUAUAAUCUGAAUUUCCUAAACUUCUUUUUACAUUACGCAGUCCAACGGUCAUCAGAACUCGAAUCUCUUCACCUGAAUAAACAUAAAGCAGACGAAGAAAUGAAAUAUGUAAUGAAACGGUUUAGUAUGGUGAAGUGCAGCAAAUGUCAAUUCUACGAUUUGAGCCAUGUAUUUGUGGAGGGUGAUAAGUACCUGACAUUCGACCGAGAACAGAUGCUUUCCUACGUGGAUAACUCCAUUCAUCUAACCAAACCAGCACUCGAUUUAUGCGAACCAGUUUUCAAAAGAAUCGCAAAUGAAAUCCUGGACGUUAUUUAA